This is a messenger RNA of Poeciliopsis prolifica (blackstripe livebearer), 4498 nucleotides long. RefSeq names its product lymphocyte specific protein 1 a (gene lsp1a). Bases 259 to 1902 code for a protein of 547 amino acids. Gene Ontology annotation, molecular function: actin binding. NCBI's taxonomy places the organism in Eukaryota, Metazoa, Chordata, Actinopteri, Cyprinodontiformes, Poeciliidae. Gene Ontology annotation, biological process: signal transduction. The record is from RefSeq and is a predicted model, not a curated record. The transcript has 13 exons.
UUCUCAGCAAGCUUUGUAAGGAUUGGGACUGUCCGUGUGUGUGUGUGUGUGUGCGUGCGUGUGCUUAAAGAGACUUUACCAUUCACACCUAUUCCCAAACACUUCAGUGCUGUUUAACUUUGUACAACUUCUGGACAAAAACACCUUCUCUCAGAGGGGUUGAUCUUAGAGCCGUAUCAGCAGCUGGUGUGAUCUCUGUUAUUUCCACCAGUGUGAAGCAACAAGAAGAGGACAACUAGACGCAGAAAAGAAGCAAACAUGUCCCACACUCUGCUGAGGAGGAAUUCCAGCAAACAAGGUUUGCAAAAUCUAAUGAGACUCACCGCUCAGAGGAGUAUUGAGGAUGCUGAAGAAGUGGAGCGGGAACGUCGCCGAAAGGCACGAGAAUCUUUCCGUCGACAGAACAACAGCUCAACGCCGGAAGAUUGGUCACCAGAGGACAGCAGCAUGUAUGAUUGUCAAAGGAAGCCCAGCAGUUCUCCUUCUCUUGAGGAGGAUGAGGGUUUUAGUGACUGGACUCAGCGCAGAGAAAAACAAAGACAGCAGCGACCGCAGGAGCUCAGUCAGGAUGGAGAAAAAGAGGAGGAAGAAGAAAAUGUCUUUAUGAAGAACAAUUUAGCCAAAAAGGCUGCUCACACUGCUUCGAGUCCAGUUCAAAUACAAGAUCAGGAAGAUACUGACAGCAUCAUUGAACAAGAGGUUAAGAGAGUGAAGGAGAGGGAGGAAAUGAAGAAGGACAAAGUGCUGCUUUCCACCAAACAAGAGACUCAAAGGCCAAAUACAGAGGAAGCGAGAAAGAAAGAAUCUAAAGUGUCCUACACGUCCAAAGUUUUCCUGUGUCAGAAGCCAAAACACAACAGCCUGAAGCCUGGCACUGCCGACCAGGAAGUGACGUCAGUCAUGAAUCAGAAGAGCAGAUCUAGCAGACAAUCUGUGGAGUCCGAGGAGCCGAAGCCCUUCCUGGAGGCGGAGCAGAGACUGGAGAGGAUCCGCCUGAGCAUGCAGGAGAAGGAAAGUCAGGAGCUGGAGCACAUCAGACACAGGCAGUUUGAGGCUGAGCAGGAGCUGGAAGAGCUGAAGAGGAGACGGGAAGAGAGACGGCAAGCUCGAAAGGAAGAGGAGCGCCAGAGGGAGGACGAGGAAAAGCAGCAGCUGGCUGCUGAGGAGGAGGAAAGAACAAAGAUGAGGGAAGACAUGGAGCGGAGGAGGAUGGAAGCAGCAGAAAGGAUGAAGAGCCUCAGAACGUCCAGUGCAGAAGGAGAGGAGGCGUUCAGUCCCAAAGUUUCAACACUCAAGAUCACAGAAAGAACCAACUCCCUGAAUCGUUCGCUGAAGAAAAGCAACAGUUUCAAGAAGACUCAGCCUCCCUUCCUCCUGACCAGGAUCGAUGAUAAGAUGGAGCAGUACACUCACGCUGUGGAGGUCAGCAUCCCACAUGUGUCCAGCAUUAAACAAAAAAAAACCUCCCAGGACUCGCGGGCACUGAAGGCUUCGCUCUCUGACCUUCCCAACUCCCCAGAGGUCGUUGCCUCCAAGAAGAAUCUGUUUGAGGCUGGAGAGGCCUGGAGCCUGAACAAAGGAGCAAGAUGCAGGGACACUGGCAGUCUGAAAGUGGGCGUGGCCAGCCUGAUCAGACACUGGGUGAAAGGCCCCUCAGGGCCCAGCAGCAAACAGUCCCCAUCCCGACCGUCUGAUGUGACAUCUGGAGGCGUGCUGCAGAAGAAGAACAUGUGGGAAAUAUGUGGAGACCCAUCAGGGAGGAGUGAACAGAAAGCAAAGCCAACACCACAUGGGAAAAAACAUACAUUUAUUGUCACUGGUCAUGGAAAAUAUGAGAAGAUCUCUGUAGAUGAAUGUGGAGACUUCAGUCAAAGUGCCGGUUUGUGUUACAGUGAUUGCUGAGGAAGCAUUUCCUCUCCUGUUGCCUUCAUGAUGUUGCAACACCUGACAUGCUGAUGCAGAAACUCUGCAACAGGAAAGUCUGUAUUUUUUCUGACCAGCUCUAGAGGAAAUGCACAUACAGCCCCAGAAAUAGAUAUGUACCCUCGGCAGUUUUAGGCUCAGUAAUUUUUUGAAAUUUAUGUUUCAUUAAAAUCCCAGUAUGUUGAAAAUGCAAACCUUUCUCAAUAAACAAUGGAAAAUUAUUUUGUUGACAAUCACACUGUUCAUUCCAAUUGAUGAGAAGCUUUUCCCACCUUUCCACUGAUUUGUUGCUGACCUAUUCUCCAAGUCCUUAAGCUUGGAUGCCCUCCAUCACCCUAAACUUAAGUUUCACCCGUGGAUUCUCAAUCAUAUUCAUGUUGGUAUGCUUGCUGCAACCUCCAAGAAUAUUAAUGCUUCCAGUGUAGAGAAAGACUUUCAGAAAUCUGUCAGCAGUAUGAAUAAUUUUGGGCUCAAUUGUACAAGUUAAAAAUGAAAGCCCACAAAAAAUAUCUGAUGGUUUUAGUUGUGUGAUACUCUUUAUAUCUUCCUGCUUUCUGUUUUUACCAUUAUGAGUCUAAAUGUGAGUUAGUUUUCAGUUUGCUCCUGUUCAAGACGAUCACUUGUAAAAUGUACAAUUUGAAUCAUCUCGAGUAAAUGGAUCACAUCAAUGUUUGACCUGUUUAACAUUGAUGUUAAACAGGUCACCUGUUUUAGCUUGAGGACAAUCAAAACUGCAAAAGCUCUGAGCACCAGCCGCGGCUAAAAGCAGACUUUAGAUGUAAUAAAAACACACAAGCAUUUUACUCUCUGACAUUAAAUCUGAAGAAAUGUUUUGUUAUUUCGGCCACUUGGGAUUACCAAAACUAUUUCUGGUUGAUAGAUUCCGAAAACAUAAUGUAAACAUUUAUUUUUACAACUUUCAUCUAAUUCAGACAGUUUUUUCCAACUGUAUGAGUUAUGUAAUAUUGGGCGUCCUUCCAGAAGCUUCUCACCAAAAUUUACUAGAAUUUUAUUUGGAAUUUUUUGUGCUGGAACCAUUUUUAUUUUGAUAUUUUUAAAGUAAGUUCUUUAUUGCUGCUAUUAAAUAAUUAGCAACAUUUUAUGGCAUUGUAACUUACUUAUGUAACAUCACAUAAAAAUCUAAAUAGGAAGAGAAUUGUGGACCUCCACUAUCUCGUUUAUCCUUGGGAACAAUCUCCAGAUGCAUGAGCAUCUGCAUUUUUAACAUUCAAAUGUUAAAAUAAUCAUAUGUAAGCAUCAACACCACAGUAAUUUCCAGCUGUCUGAACAAACCAGUGAGAGUGAAGACAGCUCUGUAAUGUCACUCAGCCAAGAGGAGUCAGAUAACAGUUUUCAAACUCUGUCUGAUAAACCUAAAAUGAAACUGGGUUUGUAAAAUUGUCAUAAUUACAAUUUGGAGUAAAAAUGGCAAAAUCUGUAAAACUGAGAACAACAUAUCAACUAUGAUGUAAGAGGUUGACGUCAAUAUCGUGUGCAUUUUGGGGGAAUGAUGAUCAAAAGUUGGCAUCACAAGAAAAGAAGAGUACUUUAAACAAUUAACAUCUCACCUCCAGACAAGAGCAAGGAAGUUAAACCUGCAAACAAAAUAGUUUUUUAAGUGGACAAUGAACCCAGUCAUACCAUUUAUGUACUGGUUAUAAAGUGCGUUAAAUACAUAUAGAAAAAUAGCCAUUUCAAACUCCCUCAAACCUUUUACCACCUUUCCAUAGCAGGUCUGCUAUGUGGAAGACCCAAACCGACCCAACUCAUCCAGUUCAAAUUUUGAUAUAAAGGUGAACAUGUAAACGGCUGAAUUUGAAGAAAUUUACAGAAUAUCUCUGACUCAUUUUCUGGCUUUUAGAAGUAGUUAAUGAUGUAAUCCUAAUUAUCCUAAAACAAGUUUUUAGUUUGGUUUAACUUUGGUAAAGGGUGUGGGACUUUUUUUGACACCAGAUGUACAGCUAAACCCAAAAUUAUUCAUACCCCAGAUACGAUCAGACAUAACAUUUAUUUCAUUCUACCAGAAAGUCUAUCUGUCUGAAAUUAUGAAAAAAUAAAAUAAUUCAAAGAUUUUCAUGGAAAAAAAUUGCUUGUUUUCUGAUUGUUGAUCAAUUUUGUUGAAUCAUUUUUGGUGAUUUGUCUUUGAUCAUGUGCUCCAAGCCUUUAAAUUCUUUGCCGUCACCAUAAUUUGACGGGAAAUAUUCUCUAUUAGAUUCAAAUCAGGAUGUUCCCUCUUCAUAACCCAUGUUACAAUGUCUUUCAGUCAAAAUUGACAUGAUGCUGAAAUCAAAAGGUUGAUUUAAACUUUAAACUUACAAAGUCAUGAAUACUUUUUGGUUUAGCUAUAAAAAUCUGUUGUAAUUAUAAAUAUUAUACAGUGCAUAAUGGUGAGAAUUGUGGUGGACAUUUGCUUAUUGAAAUUCGACUUUGUGAUAUUUAGCUUAAUAGUCACACCUCUGAACACUGUGUGCUUUAGUUGAUACAUUUCUGCUUCUGCCUCAAAAUGCUUUUACUUUUAUUUUUUGCUUCUAUUUAUAUGCCACCUUGAAAAUAUGAAAUAAAAUCAGUAUCUGUU